Messenger RNA from Leucoraja erinaceus (little skate), 3358 nucleotides. It is a transcript of the gene tmem106c, whose product is annotated as transmembrane protein 106C. The record is from RefSeq and is a predicted model, not a curated record. The coding region runs from base 67 to 840 and encodes 257 amino acids. Lineage: Eukaryota; Metazoa; Chordata; Chondrichthyes; Rajiformes; Rajidae. The transcript has 7 exons.
GCGCGCGUGUGCGUGUGUGUGUGUGAGAGUGUGAGUAACGGCGGCCUGCAGUGAUGGGCUUUGCAGAUGUCAGUGCGGGCUAGUAAAGGCAGCCAGCGGAAAGAGCGGGCUCUCGAUGGAGACGACGGUGAGGAUUUACUGGGAGACAGCGACGACCGACAGGAGGAUAUAGCGCGCUUUCCUUAUGUGGAGUUCACUGGCAAGGAUAGCGUCACCUGCCCGACGUGCCAAGGCACCGGCCGCAUCCCCAAAGGGCAGAUAAAUGAAUUGGUGGCUUUGAUCCCAUACAGUGACCAGAGGUUACAGCCACAAAGAACGAAAUUGUACGUCUUCAUAUCCAUUUUCCUGUGCCUCUUCAUAUCUGGAUUGGUUGUCUUCUUCUUGUUCCCUCGGUCAGUGGUUGUGAGUGAUGAUGGAAUCCGAGUGGUUAUAGUAACGUUUGACAGAAAUAACUCCAGAGUUGUCAUUGAUAUGACGAGUACGCUCAACAUUAGUAACUCCAAUUUUUAUACGGUUUCUGUCGAUACACUUACUAGCCAAGUCCAGUACAUGAAAACUGUGAUUGGAACAAAGCAGAUGAAUAAUGUUUCGGUUAUACCACCUCUAAGUGAGAAACAGGUGAACUACACUGUUCAAUUGGAAUUUCGUGGAGCUCUAAACUAUGUGUAUACCUUUUGCACAAUGCCAUCAAUCAAGGUCCAUAAUAUUGUUGUCUUCAUGCAGACCACAGUGAAAAGCUCUUACUUGGGACAUCCAUCGCAGAACUCUUUGGAGGCAUACCGGUAUUUGGAUUGUGGGUCCAAUUCUACAGCAUACAGGAGACCCUCUUUGAACCACUAAGAUUAUAAGAGUUUAUUUUGGGGAUUGGUGGCGAUGGGUAAAGAGUUUGGGCGGAGAGUAACGGUUCAAAGUAACUUGCGCUCAUUAAACACUGGACGGUGUUCUCUAGAAAAUUGAAGGGUCUAUUUCUGCAUCCUUGGUUUCAGUGGCCAUAUCCAACUAUUUAAUUUGUCGUUUUUUUUAAAAUCAAAUAAUACCUAAGAAUGCACUUUUUCAACCUCCUUGUGCUCAUCUGCUUCUUCAAUCCUCCCUAAGAAAGCAAUUGCAUUUGCAGUCUUCCCCCCUGUUCCAUGCAACAAAUGAUCUGAAACCAAUUGCAACAGUUGAACACUGAAAUUAAAAAUCCCAGAACCAACCUAUGACCCUGGAUGAUUUAAUUGUUCCAUUUUGGGACAUGUGAUGAUAAAAUACUCUUGACUCUCAUCCCUUCCAAUUCCCAGCACACUAUCUCUGACAUACAUGUGCACUUUAGCCCUAACCUGGUCACUUUCUCCAACCCUUUUUUUAAAAUCUUGCGUUUACACAUUUUGACGUCCUUGAUUCUGGUCCCGAAUAUUUUGCUUCCCCCUUUUUCUUGCUCACUUUUCCCUCUUCCCUCGAUAUACACAUUUUAAAUGCACUUGGCCUGGAGAAGGUAACCAACUUUUUUUUAAUUAAGAUUUGAAAAUAAGUCCACAUUAAAACUUUGCACCCAAGUUAUUACCAAUAAUGAAUUUUGGACUGAUAAAGUUAAAAAUAUUUACGUUUGAAUUGAGCAUUUAACAAGAGUACAAAAUGAAUUGCAAGCCAUUUAAAAGAAAAGUCAACUAGUGUAUGUAGCAAGUAAAUUUAAAAGCAAUUAACACUGCAAUUUGGGAGAAACUGUGUUUUAAUAUGCAUUGCAGAGAUCAUAUAUUGCUAUCACACCAGUUAUUUUUAACAUGCUUUAUUGAUUAGCCUGUUGCAUCACUAAAAAUGGUCAAUUCGAAAGUUGUCUAGCUUGGAUCAAUCUUGAUCACUUCAUUCCAAUCCCUAAAAUGAAAAAGCAAGUGGAAAUCUUUUGAUUAUUGCAUCUCUACCUUUUGGGCAGGUCCAAUUGAACCUGUGGCUAGUAGCUGUCCGAAGCUAGGUGUGUUUACAUAGCUAUGUACUGUUUGGGUGCACAGAGUAAGUCUCUAAACUACUGAAGCUCAAAGUGUAAAUGGAAGAUAACUAGUAUUCUAACUAACUUCAUUAGUAAUCUCUUCACAUUUUUUGUAUGGGUGCUAACGCCUUCCUUGCCAAAUGCACCAGAACCUAAGGGGGACUUGCACGUUUGUUUUGUUCCCUGUGGAGCAGACUAGACCAGAAGAGAGAAGACUGAAAAUACAUGUUUUUAUUCCUGUCACUUAACGUGGAAAAAAAAUGGUACUGGAAAGCAUGGAUUUUAUUUUUGUGGUGUCAUUUAUUUCAAGAUGUGUUUGCACUAUAAGGGUGUUUAUUGGGUAUGCACCCAUUUCCAGUGGUGUUGGGAUGAGAAGAAGGCUGACAUGUAAUGAAGUCCUUUCAUCUUGAGCAUUAGCCUGUGAUUUGGUUUGGGCAGUGCCUGUUUAAAGAAAAAUGCCACUGGUCAUUGCCAAAAUGUUCUGUGAUGUUCAAACUGUCCAUUGAAACGAGACCUAGUUCUUCUGUACAUGUAGAACCAUCAUUGGGCAGGUGGGAGAAGAAAUGUGGUGUUGGAAUUCCAACUUGUCUUUGCAAACGUGAUGUGGCUGUAGGUUUUUACCUUGGUUGAGUGGUGCAGAAGUGUCUAGAAAAACAAUAAAAUUAAAAAAUCCAGUCUAAUAGCUUUCAUAAAUUUAAUUCCCUACUCAUUCUUUCAGCAGAAUUUAUACCUUUUCUCUUUGCCAGUUAGAAACUGAUCUUUAUGUAACUGGCAACCUGACUUUGCCAAUAAUUGUGCCGUGUUAUUUGAAACCAAUAUUCCAACACCAUCAUUUGCUCCAAGAACUGCGAGGCUGAUACUUGUCCAUUAGUUUGAGUAUUCUACUAAAUGAUGAGCUUAGGGCCAGUUGCUUAAAAUUUCAGCAGUGGAUGGAGGCUGAUAAAUGGGUACAGUGAUCCUCUGACAUUCCCUAUUUUAAAAUGUAUUAUGUACAGAACAUCUGCUUUUGUGAUCAGUGUUGACGUGAGCAUUUCCCCCUAAAAUGUGCAUUGGUUGCCGUUUGGGGAAACAUUGGCAAUAUAGCUCAAUCCAUGUGAGGUUUCACCAAAUCAUUAAUUUUGGUUUGUCCAAUUCUCAACCCAGCCACUACUGGAAGGUCGUUCUUUUUGUGAGAUCUUUUGCCCAUCGUUCCACAGCUUUUGUAACAAUGACUUUUUAAUUCUGCUUAUAGAGAAGAGUAUUUAAUCAUGUUUCAUACUGAAUUGUUUUCUUUCCAAGGGAAAGGACAGGAGGCCUGACCAGGCUGAAAUGUCUUUAGCACUGAACUGAUGUGCAUUGUUUAAAUGUAAUGCUGUCAGUUACUAGCACUUUUCCAAAUAAAUGUUGAUUAAGGCA